Messenger RNA from Antrostomus carolinensis (chuck-will's-widow), 1273 nucleotides. RefSeq names its product apoptosis inducing factor mitochondria associated 1 (gene AIFM1). Gene Ontology annotation, cellular component: cytoplasm; mitochondrion. Gene Ontology annotation, biological process: mitochondrial respiratory chain complex assembly; apoptotic process. Gene Ontology annotation, molecular function: FAD binding; NAD(P)H oxidase H2O2-forming activity; protein dimerization activity. The transcript is spliced from 9 exons. The record is from RefSeq and is a predicted model, not a curated record. Lineage: Eukaryota; Metazoa; Chordata; Aves; Caprimulgiformes; Caprimulgidae. The annotation marks the transcript as partial.
UGCCAUGGCCAUGGUGUCAUUAAUCUCUCUCUCUCUCUCACCUUGUCCUCAGGUGGUUCCCCAAGGAACCUCCCAGCCAUUGAAAGAGCAGGAAAAGAUGUACAGCAAAGGCUGACGCUGUUCCGAAAGAUUGAAGACUUCAAAAAUCUGGAGAAGAUUUCAAGAGAAGUCAAGUCCAUCACAAUUAUUGGCGGUGGUUUCCUCGGCAGUGAGCUGGCCUGUGCUCUGGGAAGAAGAGCACGAACCAGAGGCCUGGAGGUGAUUCAGCUGUUUCCAGAGAAUGGCAAUAUGGGCAAAGUUUUGCCUGAAUAUCUGAGCAACUGGACCACAGAGAAAGUCAGAAGAGAGGGUGUUAACGUCAUGCCUAACUCUGUGGUCAAGUCUGUCUCUGUCUGCGGCAAUCGGCUGAUGAUUAAACUGAAAGACGGCCGAAAAGUGGAGACAGAUCAUAUUGUGGCUGCAGUCGGGCUGGAGCCUAACGUGGAAUUAGCCAAGUCAGCCGGGCUGGAGGUGGACUCUGACUUUGGAGGGUUCAGGGUGAACGCAGAGCUGCAGGCACGCUCCAAUAUCUGGGUGGCAGGGGAUGCUGCCUGCUUCUAUGAUAUCAAACUAGGUAGGAGACGUGUGGAGCACCACGAUCACGCCGUCGUGAGCGGCAGAUUAGCUGGAGAAAACAUGACAGGAGCUGCAAAGCCCUAUUGGCAUCAGUCCAUGUUCUGGAGUGAUCUGGGCCCUAACGUGGGGUACGAAGCCAUUGGCCUCGUUGACAGCAGUUUGCCAACAGUCGGAGUCUUUGCCAAAGCCACGGCGAAGGACACGCCGAAAAGCGCCACGGAGCAAUCAGGAACAGGUAUCCGAUCCGAGAGUGAAACAGAAGCAGAAGCCUCCGAAGUUCACAUUUCUCCAAGCUUUUCACCAACACCUCAAGUACCAAAGCAAGGAGAAGAUUAUGGCAAAGGUGUCAUUUUCUACCUCAGGGAUAAAGUCGUGGUAGGAAUCGUCUUAUGGAACAUCUUCAACAGGAUGCCUAUUGCUCGGAAGAUCAUCAAAGAUGGGGAGGAGCACGAUGAUCUCAACGAAGUAGCAAAACUUUUCAACAUCCAUGAAGAUUAAACCCCAGAAUGGGAACACGGCAGUAGGAGUGAGCAGGGGCAGUGCGUGCUGCUCUCUGCGUGUCCUCCUUCAUCUCAGACAGCUUCCUCUGAGUACUUGUGAAUAUUUCCCAUCACCUAGAGUUCUAAUCUUUGCACCAAUAAAGUCAGAUUGUUCUAAG